AGUCCCGGAUUGGGGAGGGUGGGAGUCUGGAACAGAGCUGGAGAGACCGAGUCUCAGGGAACAAAGAGCCGGAGCUGGGAGCGGUGGUCGGGGGGCUGGCGGCGUUGGCAUAGACAGGGACUUCCUGGGCAGCGCCGGGCACCGGCCAUACGAUCCCCACCGGCGGAGGAUGAGCGGGUGAAUAUCGGGGUACACUUGCCCCAGGGCUCGGUGCGGGUAACAAGCCCGGAGAAUGGGGCGGCGUGAACGAGCCUGAGGCACAGACCCCCACGGGUACCCCAUGAGAGGCGGCCCGCCGGUGUGAGCCCAGAAACAUGGCUGCUGCCAUCAGCUAUACCCCGCCAUGGUGGGUGAACCUCCUGCACCGACUCCCCCACCUCAACCUGAAAUGGGAGACCCUGAGCGGGGACUUCCAGCCGGAGGACUCCGACUACCAGCAGUCUCUGAUGCUCAUAAGCUGUGUGGCCCUCUCAUGUCUGGCUCUAGACCUCCUGUUCCUGCUCUUUUAUUCCUUCUGGUUCUGCUGCCGCCAUCGGAAGACUGAGGAGAACACGAAUGCCGAUUGUUGCUGUACGGCGUGGUGUGUUAUCAUUGCAACCCUCGUCUGCAGUGCUGGCAUUGCUGUUGGUUUCUAUGGCAAUGGAGAGACCAGCGAUGGCAUCCACAGAGUGACAUAUUCGCUGAGACAUGUCAACCGCACCGUGGCAGGAAUCCAGGAUCGGGUGUCGGAAACCACCGUAGCUCUAAACCAAACUGUGGAACCAAAUCUACUAGAACUGGAAGCCAUGUUUACAAAGCAGACCGAUUACCUUCACAUAGUUCAGAAACUUCAGGGUCUCCUGGACGUACUGGUCCAACAAACUUCUGAGAUCCCGUUCUGGAAGAAUGCCAAUAUUUCCAUGGAUGACCUAGCUGCACAGGUGGAUUUGUAUGACUGGUACAGGUGGUUGGGUUAUCUAGGCCUUCUCCUUUUCCACGUCUUCAUAUGCCUAUUGGUGCUAUUUGGCCUUAUUCGGAACUCAAAGGCCAUUCUGGCAGGUGUGUGUUUCCUUGGCGUCCUGGCUCUCAUCAUAAGCUGGGCAUCCAUGGGCCUGGAGCUAGCAGUGUCCGUGGGCUCCAGUGACUUUUGUGUGGAUCCCAACUCAUUUGUCACCAAAGUGGUAGAACAAAAAUCUGUUCUGAAUGCAGAAAUUUUAAACUAUUAUCUUUCCUGUAACCCUGGAUCUGCCAAUCCUUUCCAGCAGAUGUUAUCAAGUGGUCAUAAAGCUCUGGUGGAGAUGCAGGAUGAUGUUCUGGAUCUCUUGCGUUCAGCAGUUAAAGAUUACCCGAAGUCUGUGGACAAGCUUGUUAACAUCCAAGGAGUCCUUAACUCAACUGAGAUUAACCUGCAGCACCUCACAGCUUUGGUGGACUGCCGUGGCUUGCACUUGGACUAUGUCCAGUCUCUCACUGGCUUCUGUUAUGACGGAGUGGAGGGGCUCAUCUACCUGGUCCUUUUCUCCUUUGUCACUGCCCUGAUGUUCAGCUCCAUUGUCUGCAGCGUGCCCCACACCUGGCAGCAGAGGAGGGCCAGCUAUGAAGAGGGGGAAGAGGAGACCACCACACCGGGGACACGACAGACUCAUGAUAACCUGUACCGGGUGCACAUGCCCAGUUUGUACAGCUGUGGGAGCAGCUAUGGCAGUGAGACCAGUAUCCCAGCAGCCGCACACACAGUCAGCAAUGCACCUGUGACAGAGUACAUGAGUCAAAAUGCAAACUUCCAAAAUCCCCGCUGUGAGAACACUCCUCUUAUUGGGCGUGAAUCACCUCCUCCUUCAUUGUAUUUGGCUGCCAUGGACAGUAGCAGCCAUUUGAGCUGGCAGUUUAAACCCUCGGACAGUGCACGGACGUACUGGUAACAGCGCUCGCUAUUGGAACAGUACACGUCCAGCAUGAGAGCAAAGUAUCUGGCCACCAACCGCCCGGAAACAGACCCUGCACACUAAGUAGUCGUUCCACGAGUUGUUAGACUGAUCUCAACCUACUGUAAUUCUGAGCUCCUGCUGUGUGAGUCGGUGUGUUUUUCAGUAAAUGUUGGCAUUUGUAAACACCCCAACCUACAAACCAUGCCUUCGAACCCUGGCUCCCGUACAUGGAAAGAUAAAGGAAACAGGAGAAAUGGAACGGAAGAAGCGUCUUGUCGUGCUUAACAAAUUGUUCACCUCAAUGAGGCAUUCUUUUAUUUCGUUUAAACCCGGGAAAUCUCUCUCAAAUAAUUGUUACUAUCUGGAUGAAACACCCGGGGGGUAUCUGGGGUUUGUAACCCCUGUAUUAUUACUUUUUAUUUUAUUUUUUCUCAUGUUGCCUUUUCUAAGGAUCUAGAAGUUUGUUUUUAUUUUUUUAUUUUUUAUUUUCAAGCCAUCUGUGACUACAGUGCACCAAGUUAUGAUUUCAAAACUUCAAUGGUUUGCCAAUUUAUUAAUCGUUUGACAUUCUCUUAUCCUCCAUACAUACAGUAAAUUAAUCAAAUUUGAACGUCCGCAUUAUUUAUACACUCGCCAGUACUAUUAUGUAUGAAAUUAAACUGGGGAGGAUGUGAAAUGAGCGCUAAAUUGUUCACUGGUUUGUCCGAAGUUUUGUUAGCAGCCAUUAGUGUUUUUAUGGACAUUCCACAGUGGUAGGGUGUCUAAUCCAUUUGUUUAAAGCCCAAGGUUAGAGGAUUUGCAGUGCAACCAAUUGCCAUAGUUGAUCGACUUAACCAAUACUUUUUUUUAUCACUUUUUUGUAUUAUUCCUAUUUUUGGAAGUUAACAUCACCACUUUAUGCAUUAUUUCAGCUGUAUAGUUCUUUACAGCUUUUGUUACCCUUGCCAAAUGUUUACACCACUGUGGCCAUCGUAUGUUCCACUAAUUUUUGGCUUCCAGUGUUAAUAAUAUUCUGUAUUGAUAACCACUGUCUAAUGGUAGAGCGAUUACAGGAAAUAUCCACCAUGUGCAUUUGACAGGAAGUUUUAUACCUGCUAACUAAUUGUGGUUACUGUACUUGGCACUGCUGACCAUCUGAUUUUACUUGAUUACAUGGAUCAGGGCAGUAGUUACAAUUUAUUAGGAGAUUGUAAAUUGAUCACGUGGACUCGCGCUUUACUACUUCCUGUUACCAACGCCAUGCAUGUGCACCACUAACCAUGCGGAAAUGUAACCAUGUUUUGUAUUAUGGAGUUGUUUAGGUUGGCAUUGUAGUAUUAAAAUAUAUCACUUUAAAAAAUUUUUACUGUAUAAAGCAAGAUCUGGAGUUAUUACCUUUAUACAUUUUAUCCUUUACAUUUAUUCAGCCCCAUCUUUGCUUUCAAGAUAGGAGCAUAGAAUUGUGGAUGAAACUUUAAAAACUUCAGUGUAUGUAAUGAAUGGAGUUCUCUGUACCCUCUGAGACUGGCGUCCGAUCACCCGUCUUAUUCCGUAAGUGAGGCUUGCGAUUGCUUCACCUGUCUGUUCACAGCAUGGAUUUGGUUAGGGAAGUUUUUCUUAAUUUUAUACACAAUUCAAUAAUUUUUCUUUCCGUAAUCUUGUGGCACUCAUGGACAUAUUUGUAGUGCUGGCCCAUAACAGAACCUCGCAAUCUACAUUACAACAUCUAUAACUCGAGCAACAUCUAUCACUGGUGCUAAGGCUGUUGAGCUUAAUCUUCAACUGUUGCUGCGGCUGCCUGAUCAACGAAAACCUUGGACUAGUUGUGGAUUAUUUUAUACAGUUAUUGUAUAUCCAAUUUAUUAUAUAAUACAUAUAAAAAUAUGUCAUCAAUGUAUUGCGCUUCAGGUUUACCAUGGAAUUGGGUGGUUUUGGAGAAUAUACCACGGACUCCCUUUAAUGAUGAAAAAUAGUACAGACAACUCAAUAACAAAAGUAUCUCGAGGAAUCUUUUUUUUUUUUUUCCAAAAAGAGUCUUAACGACAGCAGUAUAUAAAACUGAGCCAUGUUGGUACAACCAAGGCCGUUGGUACAACCAAGGCCAUUACAGACUUCUUACCAUUUAAUCUACAGGACAUCAUUUUGGAAGCACAAUGCUGCUGUUGACGCCUUGAUUUUGGAUUCAGUCUUUCUCAUUCAUAUUCAAAAUUAGAGCAGCUGGAGUGGACACAAAGCUGUUCUAGAACAGACAUCUCGAAAAUGUGAAAUGUAAAUAGCAUGUUUGGGCUUUGUGCUCAGUGUAAAAGACUGCCUUGUAUUUGUAAAAGCAAACCAACUCAAGACUAUGAUCUUGAGCAUAUUACUGUAGUGUUUGUAUCCUGUGAGUGAUAGUAAUAGGUUCACCUUGCUUGCCAUUCAAAGGGCCACAGGCUUAUGUCUGGUCUUUACAGAUUUUUCUUGUAGGUUCUUGUAACAUGCAUUAGAAAGAGUCACAAAUUUGUGGGGUCCCUACCGUGUAGAUCGGGCAAAUGCAGCCUUUGGCUGCUGUAGACAUAGGCGGAUUACAUUCUCACUUGCUGCAAUCUAGAAUUGUUAGCUACUCUAGGGAAUGGAUGGGAGACAAUAGAAGAUACACUUCCAUGUUCCAUUGUCUGUUCUGUAGAAAGCCAAUGCUUAUUGGCUAUGUGAUGACUUGGUGAUCCCUUAUUUGCACAAGUCUCUCCAUAACCCAUCCUCCACCAAGUGGACAACACAGGUGGAUCAUAACCUGUGUACAGUCAUACCCUACCCUGCUGACCAGAUUCAUGCAUGAUGCCUCUCUAUUCUGUACCCCUGGACUAAUUUUUAGGACUAUUAUUCUUAAAUAAAGAGAUGAGAGGAUCAGUUUUCUGAGUGCAAUGGAAAGGAUGGUCAUAUAUGUCUCACCAUAACCAAAUAUACACACCCAGAAUUGUGUAAUUGGUGGAAGGUAAAAAUACACUGUGCUUUUCAAAAGCUAAUACGUUCCUACAGAUCCGGCAACAUUUAUGUAAUUUCUUUUUAAUCCAGCUAUUUAUAUUAGAUUUUUAACAUAUCCCAGUUUGAAAUUUUAGGGUUAGUAGAACCUUGCAGAGCCUCUAUUUUGAUUUUCAAUAAUCAAAUAGUCAUAGCUAGAAACUGUGGCCAUUGUGUGGAUCCCCCACGUAGACAAUGAUCUCUGCCACGCAAUCACCUAGAAAAUUACAGAUGUUAUUUACGCUUUAAGUUGUUAAGUGUUUCAUGAAAUGCCAUACCAGUUACAAUGAAUGGGAUAAUAUGAACGUGACGGUCCUUCAUCCUACUGUAUAUAUAUAUAUAUAUUGGUGCUUUGUAAUCUUUUCAUGAUGCUCGCUAUGCAAUUCCGGACUGAUUUUCCAGAGUAGUAGAGUUGGCUGUACACAUGUACUUUUUACACUUACCCGGUCAUUAUUACCAAAUCAUGUGGUCUCGUUAUUGUGCUAUGCCUGAUCAGCCUCCUCAUGAACCAGUUCUAAAGAGAAAUGAUGUGUGAUCUGUUUGCUCCAAACCUUUGCACACAAUUUUACAUAUUAUGUAAUAUUCUUUUUUUUUUAAUGUGAAAACAUAGUUAACCACUUGGCAACUGCUAUGUAUCCUGUAUGUAUACUAUGUAUCCAUUGCGUUACUCCUAACUGGGUGUCCACUCUAAAGCCACUAAUUGUUCCCGUGUGGUCACCUAAGUGGAUGGUGGUGUGUAAAGUGACCUGCAUUGUGAAAAUGGGGUUGUGUAUAAAGUGACCUGCAUAUUUUCAUACUUAUGCAAUAGGACUGUUUUGUCUUAUUUUUAUUUUUGUUUUCUUUUAGUCAUCUUUCCAUGUAUGUGUCCUUGCCAGUGCACCCAUACAUGUGACCAGUAAGUGGGCAUAGAUUUAGAAGUUGUUUUUUUUUCUUUUUCACUCGUCCAAUCAAUCAAGAUAUAUCAAUAUAUCCCUGUUUCUUUCAAUUAACAUAGAUUUCAAAGGAGGAGAAAGAUUCUGUUUGCAGGAAGACUUAUUUUUGUUGCCUUUGUAUAUACAUGAGUAGAUUAGAUCUGUGCACUAGCAGAUCUGUGUCAUAUUCAAGGACAUUGAAAGCAAACCAACCUGCCUAGAAUUACCAGAUGAUACAGAUCACUGUUACAAUGUUUCAGUGACACUUAACCUGGCCACCAAUAGUGCAAUCUACUAAUUUGGCCAGAUGCCGCUUCUUACCAGAAAUCAUUGAUCCGUUCCACCUAGGACACUUACACAGCCAAAUUGACCAUACACAUCUGUGUUCGGAAGUAGUCAAAUUUAAGCCUGUUUUUAUUGCAUUUAUACGUAAUUUAAAGUGAAAAUUAUUUUAUAUGGGAUCUAUUCCUUUUUUAACAAACUUGCUGGUUUAAGUGCAUGCAAAAUAAUAGUAUCCUUUUACACAGCUACCUUUUUUAAUAAAAAUAAAUAAAUCCUGCGAUAAUAAAGUACACUGUCCAAUAAUCUGAUUGGAUGACUCCUAGAUAAUCGGAGAGCGAGUGACUCCUGUUAGUGGAAACCAGAAUGGUCCUGCCCCAUCUCUCUCUCUGGCAGGGGUACCUGGACUGGUUUUCAUUAAAUGUAAAUAAGUUGGACUUUAAUCUGGUUUUAGGGGAAGCUAUGUACAUGCGUGGUUAAUAUAUUUCCUGUUGCAUGUUAAAGUAUUCCUGACGUGCCAGCAGAUGUCGUUUAAAAUAGAAAUAAUCUUCCCAAAAAAAAAGCUUUUGGUGGCUAUUUUUUUUUUUUUUUAUGUUGUGUGGUUUUUUUUGUUUGUUUUUGUUUUAAUCUGCUAACCGAUCUACUUCAGAAAGAAAGACCAUUCUGCCAAAUGUAUAACAGCAUAAAUUCUAAAGGUGGCCAUCCACUACUCAGACUUGUCUGAACUGCAGAUCUCAUCAGAUUUCUCUUGAGCUCUCCCGGGAGCUUCCCGGGAAACGGAUCUGACCCUGGGCUUAAUUUUCACUACAUUCACUUCAGAUAUAUCUGAUGCGAUCUAUCAUGUGCCAGAUCGCAUCAGAUAUAUCUGAUGCACACAUGCUACAUGCGAUUUAUCUGAUGCUGCUGCUGCCGCUGUUCCCCCUCUUGGUGGGUGGGAGUGGUCAGCGAGAUGCCAGUCAAGUGACGCUUCAGAUGAAUCUGAUCAGAUACAUCUGAAGUAAAAAAAACAAUCCGAUGUGCACCUGUUUUCUUCAGAUUCAGAUAAAUAGUUGGGGCAGCCUCAGAGAUCUGUAGUUCAGACAUAUCUGACACGGGAGUGCGCAUCGGAUCGGAAGAGCCAUCCGAUGUGACACUUUUCUUCAGAUAUGACGGUCAGAUGUGUCGAAAUCUGAAGAAAACUGCCCAAAUCGGACUAGUGGAUGGGGACCUUUAUUGUUUUCUUAAAUGUAUUCUUGCAGAAAAAGCAUCUGUCCUAUUGCAUACAAUUCUAAAUAUAUAUUUUUAACAUAGUUGCUAAUUUCGUUUAUAUUUCCCUUCACUUAAGCCAAUAUUUUAAUUACAUUUUUUUUUUGCACAUUGAUGUAUGGACCUGUUUCUUUCCUAUCUGUAUUUUGCUAGUAUCCUCUGUUAUAAUAUAACCCAUUCUGUGACAUGUGGAAUGGUUCAUAGCUAUUUUUAAUGUGCUUUGUUUUGCAAACAAAAACUUUAAAACGAAUCAUUAAUGUAAUUUCUGUGGUUACCAUUCAACUUGGGUAUCAUGUUUUAAAAUAAAAAGUUUGAAACAAUAAAAA
Pseudophryne corroboree (corroboree frog) is the source of this 7641-nucleotide messenger RNA. It is a transcript of the gene TTYH3, whose product is annotated as tweety family member 3. Gene Ontology annotation, cellular component: plasma membrane. The coding region runs from base 315 to 1901 and encodes 528 amino acids. The record is from RefSeq and is a predicted model, not a curated record. Lineage: Eukaryota; Metazoa; Chordata; Amphibia; Anura; Myobatrachidae. The transcript has 15 exons. Gene Ontology annotation, molecular function: intracellularly calcium-gated chloride channel activity; volume-sensitive chloride channel activity.